CAUGGGGCUGUGCGGGCGGGGCUGGGGCUGCGGCCGGGCGCUGCGGCUCCCCCCGGCGCCGGGGCCGCUGCGGGCGCUGCUGCUGGGCAGGGCCCUACCCCCACCGGAGGGGAAGGCUCGGUACGGCCUCUGGGCCGGCAGACGGGCGGCGGCGGCGGCCCCGCGGGGAGCCCGCGGGCAGCGGAGCUCCAAUCCGUUCACCCGCGGGCAGGAGGAGGAAUGGCGGCGGCGGAACCGCUCGACGCUGGCUUACAUCGCCGCGGCCGCCGUGGGCAUGGUGGGCAUGUCCUACGCGGCCGUGCCGCUCUACCGCCUCUACUGCCAGGCCACGGGCAUGGGCGGCACGGCGGGCGCGGGGCACGGCUCGGAGCAGAUCGAGAGGAUGGAGCCGGUGAGGGACCGGCUGAUCAAGGUCACCUUCAACGCGGACGUGCACGCCAGCAUGCAGUGGAGCUUCCGACCGCAGCAGAGCGAGAUCUACGUGGUACCAGGAGAGACUGCCCUGGCAUUUUACAAAGCAAAGAACCCUACUGACAAAGCAAUAACUGGCAUCUCCACCUACAAUGUGAUCCCCUUCGAGGCAGGGCAGUACUUCAACAAAAUCCAGUGUUUUUGUUUUGAAGAGCAGAGGUUAAAUCCUCAAGAGGAGGUGGACAUGCCUGUCUUCUUCUACAUUGACCCAGAGUUUGCAGAGGACCCUAAGAUGGCCAAAGUCAACCUGAUCACCCUCUCCUACACCUUUUUUGAAGCCAAGGAAGGACUGAAGUUGCCCCUUCCUGGGUACCAGUGACAGGUGAGCUCUGCAGCACUUGAUGCCUGCUCCCUGCCUAGCAGCUGUGAAAGCACUGCUCAGCAGGCCGGGCUGCAGCAGCGCUGUGCGAUGGGAAGUGGCAUUAAGGCAGCUGUGGGCCCAGGCUGCUGUGAGCACAGAGUUCUAUUUUUUUAAAAACAGUAAUAAAUAAGUUAAAAAAGAA
Messenger RNA from Pogoniulus pusillus (Red-fronted tinkerbird), 974 nucleotides. Its product is annotated as cytochrome c oxidase assembly protein COX11, mitochondrial. The record is from RefSeq and is a predicted model, not a curated record. Bases 2 to 790 code for a protein of 262 amino acids. Lineage: Eukaryota; Metazoa; Chordata; Aves; Piciformes; Lybiidae. The transcript has 4 exons. Gene Ontology annotation, molecular function: copper ion binding. Gene Ontology annotation, cellular component: mitochondrial inner membrane.